AUGGAUUCUUCCGUGAAGUCCUUCAAUCCGAACAAGCAUUUGAAAGAACAAUUUGUGAGCAACUUGACAGGAUCUUCCAUGCUUGAACUCUUCGUACUCUCAACUAUGCUACCUGUUGUGGUACUCAUACGCCGUUCCAUCGGCUCUGUUCCCACAGAUACCACAUCCAAGAAAAAUGACAAUCCUGUUGUUAAUUCUAAAAAAUGGAAAGGGUACUUCACGACAAUGACUCUGGAUUUCCUCUUCCUUGUUCUUCCUGUCUUAUUACUUUCCACUGUUCUAGCAGAAUGGACCUAUAUAAAUGCAAUUUUUGUGAUGCUACUACUGGUUUUCUGCAUUGCUGCUCAGAGAUUUGGGUCUUCUGUUUUUCAGGAAGAUGGGAUCCGUUCUCUUAGGAGUAAUAUCUCAUCGUAUAGAGUUUUGAUGAUGCUCGUGACAUGCUUGUGUAUUUUGGCUGUUGAUUUCAAAAUAUUUCCUAGAAGAUAUGCUAAAACUGAGACUUAUGGUACUAGUUUGAUGGAUCUUGGGGUGGGCUCCUUUGUGUUGGCAAAUUCAUUGGUUUCGCAACAAGCCAGAGGCAUCUCGAGAAUGAAAUUGAGAAAUGUGCUUCAAUCUACUAGCCCACUAAUUUUUCUAGGGUUUGCUCGACUUGUUUUCACGGCAGGGGUGGACUAUCAGGUUCAUGUUGGAGAGUAUGGUGUACACUGGAAUUUCUUCUUCACACUUGCUGCUGUUGCAAUCUUAACAUCAAUAAUCAAUGUUCCAACAAAUUAUUGUGGGAUUCUAGGCUCCUUUAUUCUAAUAGGAUACCAAGUUUGCCUAUUGCAUGGGUUAAAUGUGUAUCUGCUUUCUGACAAAAGGGGAACAGACAUCAUUAGCCAAAACAAGGAAGGGAUUUUCAGUAUAUUUGGAUAUUGGGGUCUGUAUCUUAUUGGUGUCCAAUUGGGCAGCUAUCUUUUCUUUGGAGAUUGCUCCAAUACCAUAUUGAGGACCAAUAAAUGGGCGAGGAUUAGAGUUUGGAUUCUUUUUCUUUUGUUCUGGUUGUUAACUUUGCUUCUAGACAAUCAUGUUGAAAAAGUUUCCCGGAGAACGUGCAACCUGGCUUAUGUAACUUGGAUAUUGGCUCUAAACCUUCAGGUUUUAGCAGUGGUAAUGCUUUCUGAUUAUAUACCUGGACAUAAUAUUUCAAAACUGGAAGAAGCAUUCAACCGAAAUUUGCUGGGAUCAUUUCUCCUGGCAAAUGUGCUUACAGGGUUGGUAAACUUAAGUGUUGAUACCCUGUUCGUUUCCUCAGUUCAAGCCCUUGCCAUCUUGCUUCUCUAUGCAUUCGUUUUAUCUGUUGCCAUUGGAUUUGCAGAUUUUUAUGGAAUUAAGUUGAAGUUUUGGUAGAAUUGACCUUCGCCGAAAGAAUUGUAUUUAUGUGAUUUGCAACAUUAUGAAUGGACAGUUUCAUCCUGAAUGACUUUUUGACCACUUUGGUUUGAUUUCUGUAAAUCCAGUGUAUUGAGAUGGG
Messenger RNA from Ilex paraguariensis (yerba mate), 1513 nucleotides. Lineage: Eukaryota; Viridiplantae; Streptophyta; Magnoliopsida; Aquifoliales; Aquifoliaceae. The record is from the annotation of a GenBank genome assembly.